Molecule: messenger RNA, 795 nt
Organism: Penaeus indicus
Lineage: Eukaryota; Metazoa; Arthropoda; Malacostraca; Decapoda; Penaeidae
Product: glycine, alanine and asparagine-rich protein-like
Exons: 3
Coding region: 1-795 (264 amino acids)
Source: RefSeq, a predicted model, not a curated record
AUGGUCGUGGCAACAAAGACAGCUAUGGCGGGGAUCUCGAUACGAAUGAAUGAAAGCGCCGCCCUCAGUACGCGCCCCGAUGCCGUCAGAGAGAAGCGCGGCUUCACUGGCGGCGCUGGUUAUGGCGGCGGGUACGGCGGCGGCCACGGUGGUAGCGGCGGCGGCUUCCUGGUCGUCAGCGGCGGAGGCGGCGGUGGCCACGGGCCCAGCGCCGCCGACAUCGCUAACCAGGCUGCCGCGCAGGCCUCUGCCGCCGCCGCUGGCCUCAAGGGCGCUGCCGCAGGCGCUGCCGGCGCCGCAGCCAACCAAGCCGCCGCCAUCGCCGCCGCCGCCUCGCAGACAGCCCAGGCCGCCGCCGCCCAGAAGCAGUCGCAGGCCGCCCAGCUGACGCAGGCCAGGCAGGGCGCCCACGCCGCCGCCUUCGCCGAGUCCUCCCUGUCGGGACAGGCCGCCGCCGCCGAGGAAGCGGCCGAGAACACGCACAAGCUCGCCCUGUCCGUGGCCAACGACCUGGCCGCCGCCAGGCACGAGGCGCAGGCCGUGGUAUCGCAGGCCUUCCAGGCACUUCAGGCUGCGCGGGACGUGCGAGCCACGCAGGCCGCCAUGGCGUGGCAGGCGCAGCAAGCCGCCCAUGCUCUUGGCCUGCAGCAGGGCGUUGUCGUGAACGACCUACAAUCCGCCCUGGGCGCCGCGGCACAGGCGCAGGCGGCGUCCGCCAAGGCGCUGGCCAAGGCCAAGGGCAGCGGAGGCGGGUAUAGCGGCGGAUUCGGAGGCGGGUUCGGGUACGGCCACUGA